Molecule: messenger RNA, 6164 nt
Organism: Musca domestica (house fly)
Lineage: Eukaryota; Metazoa; Arthropoda; Insecta; Diptera; Muscidae
Exons: 4
Coding region: 137-1408 (423 amino acids)
Cellular component (GO): chitin-based extracellular matrix
Molecular function (GO): structural constituent of chitin-based larval cuticle
Source: RefSeq, a predicted model, not a curated record
AAAAAAAAAGGAGAAGAAGAAGAAAAAUCAGUGCAGUGAAUUUUGAAAACAAAACAAAAAAUUAUUUUUGGUGAAAAUUUUUGGCAUAUUUUGCAUUAACAGUUUAACAAUUGUUUUUCUUUCCUCCACCUUCAAAAUGUAUUUGAGCUAUUGGCUAUUAACGGUGUGGGCGGUGAUUUUAUAUCUGACGUGUUUGGAAAUUUCCAGCACAACCGCCUCCGACCAGUAUCACAUACAAACAGAUGAAGGACCCGAACGAUAUUUCCGUUUCCAGACGAAUAAUGGCCAAUUUCGAAAAGAAAAACGACUGCAGGAUGGAACAGUCAUAGGUACCGAAGCGUGGAUAGACGCUGCAGGAUAUUUACGCCUCAAAGACUAUAUAGCCGACAAGCAGGGCUAUCGUAUUCUCAAAUCCAAAGUAACCUAUGUGGGUCAAGGCACAGAUAUACAGGAUGCCAUUAAGAGUACAAAAUCGGUGCCGGCGCAGUCGGGAGUUUUGGUCGAUGGCAAAAACGGGCUACACAGCAGUGGCCGACCGAAUAGUAUAACAAAUGAGGGCAGCAAUGCCAAGCUGUACUCACCUUCCCUGCAAACUCCUGCUCCCACACUGGCAACGGUGACGACAACAGAGAAACCCAUCUUGGGUUACCUCUCACCGGCCGAGGCCGGUAAAUUGGAGAAGACACCCUAUCUGGGAUUCGAUCAUUAUCCCAAUGAAGUACCUUUGGAUAGCAGCAGCAGCAGCGGCAAGAGAAGAUACCCCUUGAGGGAAAAUCAUGAAGAAUUCAAUGAACGCCCAGCCGUUGCCUUGCCAUCACUGGAAAUGGCCCCACCCCGAGAAACAAGACGUAGACGUCCAAUACGACCCAUUGCCGUGGCGCCUGCCAAUCCCACACCCAUAGCUGGCAAUGAUUUGGGUAAAUCGACGGGAUAUCAUUACUCCACCCCGGCGCCAUUUGUUACCGCGGCCCCCAAAACGGGAUACUACUAUAGUCCAGCACAACAAGUUCCCAGCACACCCGCACAACCUCCACAACCCUUGCCCUAUGAUGUCAAUGCUUUGGAAGGUUUACUGCCCCCCUUGCCGCCACUCUAUCAACGACAAAGGAUACCCCUUACGCCGCAUGGCUAUGGCACACGUCUGGUAGCUCCCGAAUACAAUGAUGUAACGGUGACGCGCAAUGGUUUCCGUUACGUUCUACCCCACCAGUAUCACGAAGAAGAACAACUCAACGAAAGUAAAAAAGCCGGCAGUUUUGGUUAUGUCGAUCCGUUCGGCAUACGAAGGGUGGUGUACUAUAAUGCCUCACCCCAAAAGGGUUUCAUCCAUCGAAAUCACAAUCAAUAUGUUGGUCUUGGUGCUACACCCUAUGAUGAACCUCAGCCGGAGUCACAGAGUGAAGUGUAGAGGGAGUCGCAGAGAGAGGGGUAUUUUUUGUAUUUAUUUUAUUUUUUAUUCGCUCAUUUAAGAAUUACUAAUUUUUUUUUUGGAAAAACACAAAAACUUCAUCUGCUUAACACGACAAGAAAAAAAAAUUAAAAUUUUCAGGAAAAAAAUAUUCGAUAUCCUUGAGAGCUUAAUGUACUAAAUCUGAAAUUGAAAGUAAGUUUAGAUGACUUGGCUCUCAAGGAUAUGUGCAUCAUUUAUACUGUCUAUUCUAUAGUUAGCUAACAUUUUUACUAACCUAAGAUUAUUUUCCAAUACUACGGGCAAAUUGAAAAAAAUUGUAUAAACAUUUUAAAAUUCAAAAGGAUGAAGGGAAAGUUGGCUGUAAGGAUACCGCACCCACUUUUUAGGGUCUAUCAAAGAAAUAUUUUGGAUUUAAUUUUAAUUCCAAAUUCAAAUUUCAAUUUUUGAAUAUAUAUGAAUCAUGAAUUUUAUGGACGGACUGACAUGCAUACCUUCAUGAAACCCAUUUUAAAACCGUCUUGAAAUUUUUAAAAAUUCGAAAUAGAUUUCGGUACAGGGCAGAGUGAAGAGCGCCAUCUUGAUGCCGAUAUUGGUUCAGCGAGUAGUUAUAUGAAAGUUAUGAUAAAUCUAUUUUUUUCUAUUGAAAAAUGGAGAAGAUUGAGUUGUACCAUUUUCUUCUGAGUUGAUAAAGUAAAGUGGACAGUUUUGAAUAUUGGCCUGUCCAAAAAAAAAAUAUUUUGAAAAACUUUUGCUACAAAUACAAAGUUUACUGAUUGAAUUUGAAUUUUAAACACACCUCCCUAUAUCUCAAAUUUACACAAAUAAGAGAGAGAGAGAGUAGCGGGCACUUCGAUUUUCACCACUAGAUGGCGUUAUGUAUGAUCAAUGACUUUUGUCAUCAGGGAAAGUCGCUGAAGUGACGAUCUUGAAAUUUAGCAUGAGGAACACUAUGGUUCCAAAUGUCUCUCAACUUCGGGGGUUUAUGAAAACCCUGUAGAAAACGUUGGCAAAAUCUAAAUAGAUCUCAGUAUUCUAGAGAAUAUGGAGCGCCAUCUACAUUUCACAUGUAGAUGGCGUUUCAUACGAAAUUAUUCUUCAAACUUUGCAUAAGGAAAAAUAGUAGUUAGAAGUGUCUUCGUAGAUUUUUGAAAAAUUGUCAAAUUCAAAUAGAAUUCGGUACUCUCCAGAAGUAGGAACGCCAUCUUGAUAUCAAUAUCUGGAAUCUAUUUAGAAUCAGUCCCCUUUUUUCAAUCAUCUCAAUAUAUCUCAAAUUUACACAUGGAAUAAAUUACUGACAAAAUCUGGAUACUUUUGAGCUUUUAUCUUGGAGCUAUCAUGAUCGCCACCACUAGCACAUAAUUUGAAAAACAUGUUGACAUUUUUUGUCAAGGUUCUUUGAAUUCCGAAACAUUCAUAUUAUAACUAGCGCCAUCUUAAUGUUAAUAUUCAGUAAUUAUCUUAAAAAUAUAAAUUGAUGAGCAUACUUUCAGGCGAAUCAGCUUUAAUUCAAUAAUAAUUGCUCAAAAUUGAACUAAAGCUCAAAAAUAGACAUCCAAUGGGACUUAAUCCAGAAAAUAGGGUAUUAAUACUAAAACAAGACAGUUGAUGAUCUUAGCGCCAUCUUGAUUUUGAUAUUGCCCAACUGAGUGGUUCUCUAAGAAAUUGAAAAUUGAUUUACAUACUUUUUGAGAACCAAAAAGGCCUCCGACUUUCAGCCUAAUAAAAAAAUAAAGAUCAUGUAUUCGAGUUUAAACGACGGACCAAAUUAGGUGCACCAGUCAUCUACAAAAAUUAACAGUUGGCUGAUCUAACAACUUCCAGCAAAGAACUACAGAUUUUUUUUAUCUAAACAAUUAAAUGAGGAUCACUUUAUGGCAACUCUGAUAUGAGAUUGGAUUUUGGACUCGUGAGUAAAACGAGUUUGGAACAUUUGUAGAAAAAUUCAUGGAAUUAGUCUAAAAGAAAAAAGCGCCAUCUAGUUUUCGAUAUUAGCUAAAUGAGUUUGUUGUCUAGGAAAUAUUAAAUGGUUUGCAUACUUUUAGGAGAUAUCUAACCGAGCUGGAAGUUUAUACAGUACUGCCUUUUUAGCAAACUAUAAGAAAACUGUUCGAAUAAAAUUUGCAACGAAACUUAAACGGUGCUCCGAGAUAAGCUGGUCUGAGGGAGGGACUGACUGCUUCAUCGACGACCAGAUGGAGCAGAGAAAAUUUAAUCGAGCAGUUUUGUGUUAUUAAUGCUGUCUGGGUCUGACAUGAGGAGUGUUAAUUGAAAUAUGUGUAAAAUGUUAGUGUUAGAAAAUUUCUUGUACUCUAAAAAAUAGAAAAAGGGCGCUAUCUUUAUGUUGGCAUUCGUCAAAUGUGUGAUUCCCGGAUAAAUAUAUAAUGACGGGAAUAAUUUUACUGUAAUCGAAACUAGAUUACUGGUUUUGUAUCUAAAAAAUAUACACCAAAUAUUUACUGUGAAAUAACCAUAGGUGUAUGUUAUGAAAAUUCAUUCAGAAAAUUGUUAAUAAGGAGAGCACCAUCUUGAUUUUGAUAUAAGGUGAACAUAACAUUCUGCGGGUGAUCUAUGUAAAUGAGCAUACUUUUAGGCUUGACUGGUGACAAAUUAAUAAAAAUUAAUGUUGCUUACAACCAUUAUCUUUUACUACUUACCCAUUUGACAUAUAGAUGGCGCUAGACAAAAUCUGUGUGAUAUUCUCCAUUUUAAAGUUCUCCUAGCUGGUUUUGCAAUAAAAAUAAAGUGAUAAAAUUUGUUUUCUUAACUUUCCCACUCCAUCGAAAUAAUUUUGAAGUUUUUCCCAUCAAGUAUUGAUUAGUUCUUCAAAAUAGAAAUCAGUUUUAUCUAAUUUUUAUACAAUUUAUUCAAUUUUGCCCCACAUAAAAAAUACAUAGUUCUACACCCAUGCCCUCUUACCCUGAAAUAUUAACCAAAGAUGAAGUUAAGUGCCAAUUUAAAAAAAACAAUCGAAUUCUUCAAUUUAGCACCAUUUCAAAACUCAUUUUAACAAAAUUCACACCACAUAUCACCUCACAGCGCGAUGCUUUAAAUAUCUAUCUUUAAACACGAUUUCUAAGCGAUAUUCUAACUGUGUUAUUUGAAAAAAAAAAAACAAACAAAUGUUCAUGUAUAAUAUUAAUUAAAUAAUCAUAACAAAAACAAAAAAGAAACAAAAUUUUUUAAAUAAUAGGAAAAUUCUAGAGGAAAAGGAUUAAAAACUAAUAAAUAAUUUAUUAAUUAUUAUUAUAAAAUUAUUUAAAAAAUAAUUUAUUAUACAGGGUGAGGUAACAUACAGGGUGAGAUAAAAAAAACUGCAUCAAAGUCAAAGGCCAAUUUUUUAAAUCAUUUUACUGAAUGAAAGCAAAAAAUGUUGGAAAUAACAUCAAAUUUUAGAAUAGGUUUAGAUUUGGUCACCUUUGGCACGAUUUAUGGCCUUCAAACGGUUAAUGAAACCGUCAUACGCUGUCCGAAUGUUGCUCUGCGGUAUUUUGGCCCAUUCUCGGCGCAGCGCUUGUUUGAGGUUAUCGACACUUUGGUAUUUUUUAAGUGCCAACCUUGCUUUCCAAAAUAUUUCAGACACAAUAGUCCAACGGAUUGGCAUUCUUGGCGGUGGCGCGUGCUGGGUGAGAUGGUGACUUAGAAAUGAUAGCAGUCUGAAUUUGGUUGCAUUGCAUAUUCCCUCUCUAGCCAUAUCUGAGGAUAUAAAAAAAUGUUGGUCCACAAGUUGGGCGCCAUUGUCAAAAAUAAGAUUUAAAUGCAAUUUAAAUUAGGCCGAAUGCUGCAUAAAUAAAACUGUACCCUGUUGCUAGAAAUAAUAUUAAAGUAAAAUUGAAUGCAAUUAUAAUUAAAAAAAAUGGCGCCCAACGUUAGGCAUCUAUAAAAGUACAUUAAAAAAGGCUGAAAUUUUGGUAAUACCAUUAGCCAAUCACACCAUCCCCAAACCUCUGAUGCUUUACACUAUAGGCAAAAUGACAAAAUGUCAACGUCAUAGAAUUUUUGCGAAUUCUUUUAGCCUUCUUUUGGUUAAUAAAAACCAUUACCCUUUAAUUUUUUACUUUUUAUACCACAAACAUGGAAACCUAUAUAAUUUGGCACCUUUCGUUGCUUGUUAAUAAGUACCUCUGUAGGGGUAAGCAGAAGGGAGUUCCGAAUGGCCUUCGGUCCAAAGAAGACCUUGGAUGGUGCUUCGAAGGUCUUCUGAAGAUGGAAGACUUUGAAAAGGUCCUUCAAACCAUCCAAAGGUCAUCUGUCUAGAAAAAUACUUGAAAAGUUCCUCCUAAGGCCUUCAGUCAGCAUAGAAAACUUUCUUAAAUUUCUCUGUCUACAGAAGUCUCACCCUGUGUUUUAUACAAAUUUAUUUAAGCCAUUUAAGCUCAAGACUAUUAUCAAAGGCCUCACAAGUCCAAAUUUGAACUUUUAACAAUAAAUGAAUUUUUCGAAUAUGUGGGUAUUUUAAGUGCCCUUAUGGUUUUUUUCAAAAUUUUCCUAUUAUUUAAAAAAUUAAGGGUCUGUGUAUGUAUGCGGAAAUUAAAAAAAAAAUUAAAAAGAACACCAAUUUCAAGUGUCUUUUGGGGAUUUAAUUUUUUUUAUUUGAAAAAAAUUUAAAAAUUAAUUUUUUUUAUUAAAAUAUACAAAAAUUGGCCCUGAUUGUUUUUUUUUUAUAAAAAUAUUUUUCAUGUAUUAAUCUUGCCAUAUUAACAUUACAUUAUGUAUUCGCUGUUCAUGCCCAAAAUUGUAAUUUAACAUAACAUAU